GCGGCUAGCCAGUACAGGGCUGGCCAUGUAAGGCGCCCCCCACCCCUCCAGGAGGUCCCUGCCCUCGCAGUGCCCUGCAGAGAGCCUCGUGCAGCCCUUGGGCACCGCCCCUGCCCUGCCCUGACCCCUUGGCCUCGAAAUGCUGUCAUCAGAGGAGCCGUCCCGCUCGGGACAAGGCCAGGAUGGACAAAGCUAGAGCUGGGGCAGGCAAGGAGCCGUCCUGUCCUCGAGGCCGUGGGAAGAGAAGCACGCCCAGGAGGCCGCUGCGGAGCGCCUCUCUGCUCACCAGGCCUCUGCCGAGGGGCCACCAUGGCUCUGGCCCUGGCUGGCUGGCAGCUGGGGGCCCUGGUGUGGGGCAUCUGCUGCCUCUGCGUCCCGGUGCGCGGGCAGCAGCCGCAGGAGGCCGCCGCGCAGAGCGCAGACCCGGAGCGCUGGCGGCAGCUGAUCCAGUGGGAGAACAACGGGCAGGUGUAUAGCCUGCUCAACUCGGGCUCCGAGUACGUGCCGGCGGGACGGCCGGGCGCCCAGCGCGGCUCCCGGGUGCUGUUGGCGGGCACCCCCCAGGUCUCGCAGCGGCGGAGCUCCGGAGGACCCCGGCGCCGGCAGGCCCCGUCCCUGCCGCUGCCCGGGCGCGUGGGCUCGGACACGGUGCGGGGCCAGGCGCGCCACCCAUUCGGCUUCGGGCAGGUGCCGGACAACUGGCGCGAGGUGGCCGUCGGGGACAGCACAGGCAUGGCCCGGGCCCGCACCUCCGUCUCCCAGCAACGCCACGGGGGCUCCGCCUCCACCUCGGUCUCGGCCUCGGCCUUCGCCACCACCUACCGCCAGGCAGCCCCGUACCCACAGCAGUUCCCUUACCCGCAGGCGCCCUACGUCAGCCAGUACGAGAACUACGACCCCGCGGCGCGCACCUACGAGCAGGGCUACGUGUACUACCGCGGCGCGGGCGGCGGCCUGGGCGCGGGGGCGGCGGCCGUGGCCUCGGCGGGCGUGCUCUACCCGUUCCAGCCGCGCGCGCGCUACGAGGAUUACGGCGGCGGCGGCGAGGAGCAGCCCGAGUACCCGCCGCAGGGCUUCUACCCGGGCGCCGAAAGGUCCUAUGCGCCGCAGCAGCUGCAACCGCUGCAACCGCUGCAGCCCCUGCAGCCGCAGGCCCCCGACGGCCUAGACCGCCGCUACUCACACAGCCUUUACCACGAGGGCACUGCCGGCCUCCUCGAGCAGCCCGCCUACCCGGACCCGAGCCCCGACGCGGCCGCGCAGACCUACGGCGGCGACCCCCGCCUCGGCUGGUACCCGCCCUACGGCGGCAACGGGCAGCCCGAGGCCUACGUCCCGCCGCGGCCCGUGGAGCCGCAGCCCGCGUACCGCGCGCCCGAGCCGCCCUACCUGCCGGUGCGCAGCUCCGACGCGCCCCCACCCGGCGGGGAGCGGAACGGCGCGCAGCAGGGCCGCCUCAGCGUGGGCAGCGUGUACCGACCCAACCAGAACGGUCGCGGUCUCCCUGACUUAGUCCCGGACCCCAACUACGUGCAAGCCUCCACAUACGUCCAGAGGGCCCACCUGUAUUCCCUGCGCUGCGCUGCGGAGGAGAAGUGUCUGGCCAGCACAGCCUAUGCCCCCGAGGCCACCGACUACGACAUGCGGGUGCUGCUACGCUUCCCCCAGCGCGUCAAGAACCAGGGCACGGCAGACUUCCUCCCAAACCGGCCACGGCACACCUGGGAGUGGCACAGCUGCCACCAGGGUUCAGGGCAGGGCCUGAGCCCGGGCUGCUACGACACCUACAACGCAGACAUUGACUGCCAGUGGAUCGACAUAACUGACGUGCAGCCCGGGAACUACAUCCUGAAGGUGCACGUGAACCCCAAGUACAUAGUUUUGGAGUCUGACUUCACUAACAACGUGGUGCGAUGCAACAUCCACUACACAGGUCGCUACGUGUCUACAACAAACUGUAAAAUUGUCCAGUAA
Molecule: messenger RNA, 1974 nt
Organism: Echinops telfairi (small Madagascar hedgehog)
Lineage: Eukaryota; Metazoa; Chordata; Mammalia; Afrosoricida; Tenrecidae
Gene: LOXL1
Product: lysyl oxidase like 1
Exons: 6
Coding region: 310-1974 (554 amino acids)
Biological process (GO): peptidyl-lysine oxidation
Molecular function (GO): copper ion binding; protein-lysine 6-oxidase activity
Source: RefSeq, a predicted model, not a curated record